AUGACAUCUUAUCAGUGUUUUGAGUGUGAAGUUUGUCGAAAAAUCUAUAAAACAAAAAGGGGUUUAAAUUGCCACAAAAGUGUUGUUAAAAGGUAUAACGUCCGUCGCGAAGGAUUGUAUGUGCUACCUUUAGAAGCAGUUAACCAAUUUAAGUCUGAUCUGAUUUACAUUAUAAGAACUAAGCUCAAGGAACAUUUUAAACAAUCAGGCAAACAAACCCUCUCUUUUCCGUGUUUAGAAAGCUUGUUUUUUGGAGUUUUUGAAGGGUAUAUUCAUCAUUUUAAUUACACAAAUGGCAGUUACAAGUGUUUUUUUCAGGGGCCAGACGCAUAUUCACAAUUAGCCUAUCUUCUUAACAAUCAAAAUUGGGGGCGAAAAUUUUUUGAUGAUAAUCAUCAAACAUUGGUCCUGUUAUUUGAUGCACAGGCUGAAGAAAGAGAGCGAUAUAAAAAAAAACCCCCGAUUACCAAAAUUAACAAUCGAAUGGAAAACAAAGUACCAAAAGGAUGCAAAAAAUAA
Messenger RNA from Cetraspora pellucida, 519 nucleotides. Lineage: Eukaryota; Fungi; Glomeromycota; Glomeromycetes; Diversisporales; Gigasporaceae. The record is from the annotation of a GenBank genome assembly.